Messenger RNA from Drosophila miranda, 1847 nucleotides. Its product is annotated as atrial natriuretic peptide receptor 3. The transcript is spliced from 4 exons. Gene Ontology annotation, molecular function: signaling receptor activity; peptide hormone binding. NCBI's taxonomy places the organism in Eukaryota, Metazoa, Arthropoda, Insecta, Diptera, Drosophilidae. Bases 924 to 1847 code for a protein of 307 amino acids. The record is from RefSeq and is a predicted model, not a curated record.
AAAUAACAAAGUGAACAAAGUUUACCCAAGCGACCGCGAAUUUCAGUUCAAUUUCGACAACGGGCGCGCACUGAAGCGGGGCGACAAAAGAAAUUCUUAUUCGAUGCGAAUAAAUCGCGCGCGAUUUAUUUCGAACGUUUUUUAAUGCGGCCGAUUGCGUGAAAAUAUAUAUUCUUUUGACUCUGAAAUCGUGUGACUGCUGUUGUGGUGCAGUUUUGUUUAAACAAAAGAAAGAAAAAUUUGUUUGCCGCUGUCAAAUUCUGAAAAGGAAUGAAUAUGGAAAGUGAAUGCAAAAAGUUCUGAAGGAAAACAACAAAUACAGUAUUAAAGGAAAAAUAUUUCCCAUAAAAGAAUGAAAUAGUUGUAGGAAGAUAUUUUUAAAAUAAAAGUAUAAUCCAAAAAAGUUAUUAAAGCAAAACUUAAAAUUACCCAAUAAACUUCAAACAAAAUACAUUUUGAAUAGUGAAACAUCUAAGCAACCCCUAGUAAGUCUGCUAAAAGGAGAAUCUUUAAAAGUUAAUAAGCACAAAUAGUUCAGAAAAAAAUAUAAAAUUUUUUUGAGGAAAAAACUGCACCAGCAAUUUGCAUUGAUAUCUGUCAAAGGUUUAAAUAUUUUGGCAGACAAAAGCGUAGAGAAGGCGCCACUGUUAAUGACUUCAAUGACUUCAUUCACACCAACAGGAGCCGCAGCAGUAGCACCCUCAACAUCCCAGAAAUUCUGAAACCCCAGAGAGGAGCAACAUGCGGCGGCAAAACUUCAGUUCAAUUAUGCGCACAAUCAAAGCAACUUAAUUAGCCGCCGGCUGUCACAAGAGUCCUCCAGCAAGCAGAGAGAAGGAUUGACUGACUGAGUGAAGUUGAAUGAGAAAUUGUAGAAGGAAACCACAAUUCCAGUGCAAACUAAUAGAAAGCGAGAAAGGGAUAUGCAAAUGAGCCAAAUCAAGGCGGCUCAUAGGCAACUCGGACUACAACAUGACACAGCGGACGAGCAGCAGAGUUGCAAAUCAUUUGAUUUGAUUGGAGUCCCCGCCACAGUUCUUCCCAUGAUAGGAGCAAACAAUAUCCCAAUGGGGAGGCUCCAGCUCAUCCUACUCCUGGGUCUGCUCUGCCUCUGCCUCAACCUGGAGAGUUGUCAGGCCGAGUGCCGGGUUGAGCCGGCCCGUGACUGUGAAUCCAUUUGCGAUGCUAGUGGGAAAAAUUGCACUAUUCGCGCUUUGGUCCUGCUGCCGGAUGACAACAUGUACCAGGCCUCAUUGCCGCGAGUGCUGCCCAUUUUAAAGGUGGCCGAGCAGCAGAUACGCUCCAAGGCCCUGAUUCCCCCACACAUUGACUUUGAGUGGCUGGCCCACGACACCAAGUGCGAUGCCUCGCUGGGCGUGAUCAAGGCCAUGGAUGGGAUCAUCAAACAGUGUGCGCAGGUGAUCUUUGGCCCCGUUUGUGACUACUCCUUGGCUGCUGUUAGCCGAAUUACAAAAUAUUUUAACAGCCAGGGAACACCUCUGAUCUCUGUGGGGGGAUCCACUUAUGACUUUGAGCAGAAGAAAACCGAUUGCAACGACGAGUUCUAUAUGCUACUGCGUACUGGAAUGGUCAGCUUUGAGACCAUCUCUGAGUUGACUAUAAAUGUAAUGAAGCGCCACAACUGGUCCCAUUCCAUCUUCUACUACGAACGCGAUGGCCAGCGGAGUGUGGCUGGGAUGCACACCUGUUUCCUCAUGAUGAAAUCCCUGGGCAAGCAGAUGCGCAACGAGAACAUGACAUUCGCACAGUUUCCACUUGAGCCCAAUUUGAAAAAUCGCACUGAGGAAAUGCGCCGGGAAAUUGGCAAUAAACAUUCAAGUGAGUAA